This is a messenger RNA of Apis laboriosa (Himalayan honeybee), 1649 nucleotides long. It is a transcript of the gene Slob, whose product is annotated as slowpoke-binding protein. The transcript has 8 exons. Gene Ontology annotation, molecular function: ATP binding; protein serine/threonine kinase activity. Bases 86 to 1570 code for a protein of 494 amino acids. NCBI's taxonomy places the organism in Eukaryota, Metazoa, Arthropoda, Insecta, Hymenoptera, Apidae. Gene Ontology annotation, cellular component: cytoplasm. Gene Ontology annotation, biological process: protein phosphorylation. The record is from RefSeq and is a predicted model, not a curated record.
AUAAAUAAAGAAUUAAUAAUAAAGAAGAUUAAUAAAAAGAAUUAAUAAUAAAUAUAUAUAAAGAAUUCAAUUUGUUGAAUUUAAAAUGUUCAAUUUAUAUCAGAAUUUAAAUAAAAGAGAUGAUGAUCAUAAAGAAUCAGAUGUCACAGGACAUGAUAGAUUUUGGCAGGAACGUCCGAAAACACGUCGGAAACGUCGUGCUAUCAAUCGAAGAACUCAAAGUGCCAUUGAACUCGAUUCUGAGGCUAUAGUCUCUGCUCGAAGUACUUUUAGUACUUUUAGGCGUGGAAGAAGCGCAAGUAUCGAAGACGAAGAUAGUGACGAAGAAAAGAGUUAUCAAUUUACUAAUAAAAUUGACAAUCUAGCCAAAAUAUUAUUUAGUCGUGUAUCUGCUGCUCGAAGUUGUAAAGACUCUGAUGUUAGGAAUGGAAAACAUAAUUAUACAGAAUUGGGUCACGGAUCAUCUAUUUGUGAAAGUAUGGAAUUUGGCGAAUGUAUGGAAAUGGAGAAGAGGUCCAGGGAUCGUGCCUUAUCAAUUUGUCAAACUUAUAUUUGUAGAACAUCACGUUAUAAUUUCGUUAAACAGUUAAAUAAUCUCGGUUCUAGAAUGGACAAACAUUGGUUCAUAGUCAGAGAUACUUCUUUAAAAACCGAUCGAUUGAUUACGUUAGCUCCAUUGACUAAAAACUGUUUAUUGAAUAUAACUCCAAUGACGAAGAAUGUUUUGAAUGAUUUAUUCUUAGCCCUGCAACAUCCAUACAUAUGCCCUGUAUUUGAUAUCGAUUUUCUUGAAUAUGAUAAUAAAAAUUAUGUAAUUGUAGUUCAACCAAUAAGUCAAGGUAGUCUGAAAGAUUUGAUAUAUGGGAUCGAAAGAACAGGUUGGAAUGAAGAUUGGAAUCAAAAAUAUAGUUCUCAUGGUAAAGGACUUCCUUUACCUCAAGUUCAACAAAUGGGACGUCAAAUACUGGAAGCAUUAAUUUUUUUAAAAGAAAGAGGAUUUCCGACUGUAAUCCAUUUGCAUUCAGGAAAUGUGCUCAUUCAAAAUGGUGUCGCACGUCUCGCUGGUCUUGAAAAUACGCUUCUUGGUUUUACCAGUCGAAUACAUCCAUUAAUUUUUUCUCGAAUAUCACAAACUAUUUCAAUUGACAUGACAUGUUUUGGUCACAUGCUAUUUGAGAUGUGCGCUGGUUACGAAUUACCAUCAUUUAAGCCAAAUUCUGUUCAUCUAUCGGAUAUUGAAAUGUAUCCUCAAGUCAUCGAGUUAUUCAAAUUCAUAUUUGAUGAAUUAUCUAAUCGUCAUAAGAUUAUCGAGGAAAUUCUUGUUCAUGAUUUAUUCAGAAAUAUUGAUCUUCGUGAAAUGCGAAGUGCUCCCGUUACGUUAUUUCGUCCAAUCUUAACGCCGCCCAUUGUAAACUUUCUCGACAAUAUUAAACGACAAAAUGCUAAUAAGAGAAUUAUACAUUUCGAUAGUAUCGACAUUGAUAUGACAUCUUUACAUAGACGAUAUUCCAUUUGUAAAAAUUCUUUACUUGACGAAAUCUAUAACGAACUUUCGAAUACAACUAUAUAAUUAUAAAAAUAUUUAUUUUGUUAUUACUAUUAUUAUAUUCAUAUGUUUCUUUAGAAAAAUUGUUCUAAUCUCUAUUCUA